AUGAUGCUCCUUAAGUUAACAACUAUGAAGGUGUGUCGUUUGUGUGGAAAAGAAAAGCAGCAAGGAACUCACGUUUUUGAAGAUAAAUCUAAAGGCUCAGUGCUUAUUUCUAUUAUCAACAAAUAUCUGUCAAAAGAGGUUAUAAACAUUUCCAUCACUGACGAGUUUUCAAAAUAUGUUUGUAUCGAUUGUGAACAAAAAAUUUGCAUGUUUGAUGAAUUUUGCCUGAUGGUGGCUAAUAUUCAAAAACAAUUAUCGGCUCCAGCUUUGGAAAUCGACUUUGCUGAGGACAUGCUCUGCCAUUUAAAGCAAAGCGAUCUGAAUGAAAAAUCGGCUCAGGAGCAGUUGAACUUAAAUUUACCAAAUAAAAGGAAAUGUAUCUGUAUUGUAUGUGGAAAGGGUUUCAGAUGUCAAGCCCAUUUAGAAAGGCAUAAACGGAUUCACACUGGACAAAGACCUUUCGUUUGUAAUAUUUGUCAAAUGUCUUUCAAUCAACAAGAAAUCUUGACAAAACACAAAGAGUGUCACGAGGGGAAGAAACAGUUCCAGUGUGCGAAUUGCCACCAAUCUUUUCGCUACAAAGUUUCUUUAAAAUCGCACAUGAUAAAUUUCCACACCGAGGUUGAUCAAUCAAUGAUACCUAAUCAAAUGCCCUGCAUGCAGCAACAAUCAUUAGUGUGUUCGGAAUGUGGCAAGAUGUUCGCGACCAGAUAUAAACUGGCACGACACGCGAGAAGUCACACCGGCGAAAGACCCUACCACUGCAACUUCUGCGAUCGGUCCUUCUCUCAAACUGGCAAUCUCAAACUCCAUCAGCUCAAGUGUCAUCAAAUUCCCUGCCCGAUCCUGGAUCCCCAGCAGCAGGACCAGUCGCAAGGAAUCGAGAGUAGCGCCUCCGUGUCUUUAAAUUCCUUCCAGCCAAUGUACAUCUUCGACAGUGAGAUUCAAAAAACAAUCAACGAAACUAUCAAUUCCACAGACGCUGGAUCUUCCUAUCUGAGCAAAUCUUACGAGAAUUCGAUUUAUAUCGACGACGACAUCGAGACGAUGCUAGAUCACGAUCUCAAUCAGCUGGAGCGACAAAAGUACGCAACUUCUUCCCAGGAAGGCCUCACUUCUCAGGAGAAGAUUUCGCUCUGUCUAAAACAACCGGAAACUCCCGAGUUGCUGCACAGUUUACUUUACGACGAUUAAUUAAAUUAGGUAUCUGCCGGCUUCCCCUUUACAAACUAUCAUUCCCUACCGCUCGAUUACGCUCUUUAGUAACGGAGUGUACUUUACAAUCAUUAAUGUGUAAUUACAAUAUCUUAAGAAUACAGGUAAAAUAUUUUAUUUCUUGCUUUGCUUUCACCGACACACGUGAGUAUGCGCCUUGCGUUUGAUUUGAUGCUUUGUAAUAAAAACCAAUAGACUCAAAAGAAAUUUCGGCAAGCAUCCAUAUUUGCAAGUUCGAUAUCACCUACGGCCCCUUAAAAAUAAGCAGUGAUACCUCUACAUAUAAAAAAUAUAACUGUAACGUUGCAACGUAAAAUAUAGUCGACGGCUGUGACUUCUAGAUUCUAAUCACAUGGUUCAUGACUCCCGAUGCAGCUUUUUAACACAAAAUUACCACCAUCGUUCUCUUUUGACAAAGAAACACUUAAAAUACAUUAAAAGAAAAGUUCAAAACUAUACACAAAAUUAAAACCUUCACACGAUUAAACUGAUUAGAACGUAGAACUAAAAAUCAAAUUAUCUCAUCGAUACCUCCAUGUUAGAAGAACCUCUCUCGGAGCGUAAGUCUAAAACGACCACUCUGACAUUCGUCAUCUAAGCGAAACGCUCUCUUUUAUGAGUUGGCCCCUCGUUUUCAUACAUAUAGACGGAUCUAGAUACCAAAUCAAACAGCAGACAGGGUUGGGAAUUGCUACUUUCUGGUUUACUAUAUUAUUCAGAUUAGAAUUAAUUGCAUGAAUUUCAGGGGUUCAAGGAAUUACUGUAAAUAGCGGAAUAUUUCGAAUCUAUACCAUUUCUUAAAUCGGUGAAAUUUCUAGAAUCCCUGUAAUCCCUUAAAUCAGCAAAUUCUUUAAAUUUGUGGAAUUUCUCAAAU
This is a messenger RNA of Belonocnema kinseyi, 2089 nucleotides long. RefSeq names its product zinc finger protein 19-like. The coding region runs from base 1 to 1194 and encodes 397 amino acids. The transcript has 4 exons. Gene Ontology annotation, cellular component: nucleus. Gene Ontology annotation, biological process: regulation of transcription by RNA polymerase II. Gene Ontology annotation, molecular function: zinc ion binding; DNA-binding transcription factor activity, RNA polymerase II-specific; RNA polymerase II cis-regulatory region sequence-specific DNA binding. The record is from RefSeq and is a predicted model, not a curated record. Lineage: Eukaryota; Metazoa; Arthropoda; Insecta; Hymenoptera; Cynipidae.